CUCAUGGGUAAAAACCGCAAAUCCAAGGUUUACGUAGACAACAAGGAUGCCGCCGUAGAACUCGCGAAGAGUGUGGCAGAUGUCCAGGAAAAGAAAACACGAGCAAGGGUGGAAGUCCGUAAGAGUAAAGCAGUAGUAGCUCCAAAAAAGCCUACUGAAAAACACACCACGUCGUCCAAAGAGAGACUGGAUCGUGCGAAGGCCGCCGUAGCUGCGCAGGCCGCGCACGCCAAACGAGAGAAGGCUAAAAUCCGGAAGAAAGCCCGUGUCUCCGUUCCUGGCGGAAACGCCGCUGGCGCACACAGUGGGGCCGGAGAAACACCUGCGAAACCGAGUGGAACGUCCACCAGGAAGCGUGUCACCUUCGGAUGAGCCCGCCCCGGUCCAGUUCAUGAAGUGAUACCUUCGAUGCCCCGAGCGGCCUCACGUCUACCCGUUGGACACACACUCAACUGUCGUCAUCGCGGUCUGUUCACCCUUCGUUGGUCGCCACGACGUGCACAAUCACUGUCCGGCGCCGCUGCUCCCGACACCGCCUCGAGCGGUCCGCGAGCUCUGGCUCUGUUGCGGGCCUUCCCGGCAUGAAUUACGGCCACGUACUGGAGGUAGCAACGUU
Molecule: messenger RNA, 616 nt
Organism: Trametes versicolor FP-101664 SS1
Lineage: Eukaryota; Fungi; Basidiomycota; Agaricomycetes; Polyporales; Polyporaceae
Exons: 4
Coding region: 4-372 (122 amino acids)
Source: RefSeq, a predicted model, not a curated record